Molecule: messenger RNA, 2513 nt
Organism: Solanum lycopersicum (tomato)
Lineage: Eukaryota; Viridiplantae; Streptophyta; Magnoliopsida; Solanales; Solanaceae
Product: probable inositol transporter 2
Biological process (GO): myo-inositol transport; transmembrane transport
Cellular component (GO): membrane
Molecular function (GO): myo-inositol:proton symporter activity
Source: RefSeq, a predicted model, not a curated record
AAAAGAUAUACCCAUCCACCCCACCGCGACCCCUCUUUUUUUUUCUCUCCAGUUGAUCCAAAUCUUCUCCAACUUUCCUACAAGACACCUCCCUCAAACAAUUUUUCUAUUGUAAUUCUAAUCUCUCCAUCUAGUUUUGGUACGAGGAAGAUGAAAAAGGUUUUGUCUGAUAUCAUUUUUAAUAAGCUUAAUUAGUUUACAUUUUAAUUUGAAGUGGUGAUGUCCGCUUGAGUGACCAGAAAUAGAAAUGAACGGAGAUCGGCUAAUUUUUUAACUAAAAUAUCUAAAAUUCUUCUUUCUUAUCACAAAAUCACAUCAAUUCGUAGAUUCAAUUCUUUUUUUCACAAAAUCACAUCAAUUCGUAGAUUUAAAUUUUUUCUUUUGGAAAACACAUCAAUUCGUGUCCGUAUAUAUAUAUAUAUAAAUGAACGGAGACAUUUCAGAUAUUUUAGUUAAAAAGUUAGCCGAUCUCCGUUCAUUUCUAUUUCUGAUCACUCAAGUAGACAUCACCACUUCAAAUUAAAAUGUAAACUAAUUAAGCUUAUUAAAAAUGAUAUCAGACAAAACCUUUUUCAUCUUCCUCGUACCAAAACUAGAUGGAGAGAUUAGAAUUACAAUAGAAAAAUUGUUUGAGGGAGGUGUCUUGUAGGAAAGUUGGAUAUAAAGAAUUAAAAGAAGCGAGAUAAAAAAGAAAAGAAAAAGAAGAGCAGAGAGUUUGGAGUUUUGAGGAAGAAGAUGAUGACUAGAAUAAGGAGGAAUGUAUAGUGAGCAUGGCAGUUGCUGGAGCAAUUAUAGGUGCAGCAAUUGGCGGUUGGCUUAAUGACAAAUUUGGGAGGAAAAGUGCUAUACUCAUUGCUGAUUUCCUCUUCUUUGUUGGAGCUGUGAUUAUGGCAUCAGCAAUAAAUUCAGCACUCCUCAUACUUGGUAGAGUCUUUGUUGGAUUUGGUGUUGGUAUGGCAUCAAUGACUGCUCCUUUAUACAUAUCAGAGGCUUCUCCUGCUAAAAUUAGAGGUGCCCUUGUUAGUACCAAUGGAUUUCUCAUCACUGCUGGACAAUUCUUAUCCUAUCUUAUUAACCUUGCUUUCACCAAGGCACCAGGCACCUGGAGAUGGAUGCUUGGAGUAGCAGGAUUGCCAGCCCUCCUUCAGUUUAUAUUAAUGCUUCUUCUUCCAGAAUCGCCUCGUUGGCUUUAUCGCAAGGGAAGGCAAGAGGAAGCUAAGACAAUACUAAGGAAUAUAUAUUCAUCUGAACAAGUUGAGGUCGAAAUUCAAGCUCUUAAAGAAUCAGUAGACAAUGAAAUUGAAGAAAACAGAGUAUCUGAAAACAUCAAUCUCUUCAAACUAUGCCAGACGAAAACAGUUCGUCGUGGACUAAUAGCUGGAGUUGGUCUUCAAGUCUUCCAACAAUUUGUAGGCAUAAACACUGUCAUGUAUUACAGUCCUACUAUCAUUCAGCUGGCUGGAAUUGCCUCGAACCAGACAGCUCUCCUUCUAUCACUUGUUACAGCGGGGCUAAACGCUUUUGGCUCCAUUGUGAGCAUAUAUUUUAUAGAUAGGACUGGAAGGAAGAAGCUUCUUGUAAUCAGCUUGUGCGGUGUUGUGAUUUCUCUGGGGUUUCUAUCAGCAGUGUUCCAUGAGGCUACUUCAACUUCACCAGCAGUUGGUAUGGCUGAGACAUCUCGCUUUGCAGCAAAUUUCACUUGUCCUGCUUACCAUGAUGCUGCUUCUGCUAGUUCUUGGGAUUGUACUAGGUGUCUUGAAGCUUCUCCUAGUUGUGGCUUCUGUGCUUCACCUCAAAAUAAGUUGCUACCUGGGGCAUGCCUCAUGUCUAAUGAUAUAAUUAAGGAUUCUUGUCAUGAUCAAGAUAGUUUAUGGUACUCAAGAGGAUGCCCUAGUAGAUAUGGAUGGCUAGCCCUACUCGGGCUAGCGUUCUACAUCCUUUUCUUCUCUCCGGGAAUGGGUACUGUUCCAUGGAUUGUUAACUCGGAGAUAUACCCUUUAAGAUUUCGAGGGGUUUGUGGAGGAAUAGCUGCAACAACAAACUGGAUUUCAAACCUUAUUGUUGCACAAUCCUUUUUGUCAUUGACACAUGCCAUUGGAACAUCAUGGACUUUCCUUGUAUUUGGAGUCAUCUCUGUUGUAGCCUUGCUUUUUGUCCUGAUUUGUGUUCCAGAAACUAAGGGGCUUCCUAUUGAAGAAAUUGAGAAGAUUUUGGAGAGAAGAGGUUUACAUAUGAUGUUUUGGAAGAAAAGGGCUAAUGAGAAGAAUGGUGGAGAAAAUGAUACCAAUAAAGAAGGGGAUGGAGAUGUAUGAAGAUUGAAGAUAUGUUAAAAUAAACAUAGAUAACUUUGAUUUGAACUGAGAAUCCUUUAAUUAGUUUACAGUGUUUGAUAGGAUUUUCAAAUUAUUGAAGAUAAAUAAUUAAUAUGAUAUAGAUUAUUAGAUCAAGAUGGAUAAUUGAUAAGAACUUUUUUCAAGGAAACUUAUUUUGUUCAAGAAUAACUUCUUCCUCAA